AUGGCUGCAAGCUGGCUGACCUCCCCCAUUCAACUGACAGGGAGCCGCGAGUUCACUUGUGAUGGCUUUACAACGGAGCAGUGCGAGUACUACAUGCAUCGAUGGCAUUUUUGGUACAUUGCAGAUUAUGUCUACGCGCUGCCGACAAUAGCAUUUUUCAUGUGUUCACUUGGAAUUUUCAUCAUCGGCAACUUCAUAUCAUCGCAACUACUGGGUUAUCGCAGGUUUCGCGGCCCUCGUUUAUGGCAGAAAUUGAUAGCUGUGAUCCGAUACUUAUCUUACCGUGGCUUCCACGUCAAGGCACUGCGAUGGAAUUCGGCACCCUUAGGGGUUCUAUUACUGGGUGCUGCAGGGACUAUUUAUUUCUUUUGCAUGGACCUCAUUCCCCAGCCCUACUACUGGCCAAGUCUGGAUUUUGGUGGCUCACCCCCACUGGCAACCAGAUCGGGUUGGAUGGCUUUGGCAUGUAUGCCAUUUAUCUUCGCCACCGCCACGAAGACGAAUUGGAUCACACUACUCACGGGUGUUUCCCAUGAGAAGCUCCAGGUAUUCCACCGAUGGAUAUCCUACGCCUUCUUCAUUCUUGCGUUACUACACACAUUCCCUUUCAUCGUCUAUCAUGUAAGAUUUCAUGAUAUGAUGAUGCAAGUGGAGAUGAGCCUCCUUUUCUACUGGACAGGCAUUGUCGCCAUCAUCUUCCAGGCUUGGCUUACAUUUGCAUCUCACAGUGUAAUCCGAAAACUCGGUUACGAGUUUUUCAAGGCGACACACUUUUUCGCUGCCGCCAUGUUCGUUCUGAUAUUCUUUUGGCACUGCGAUUAUACCCUCACCUCUUGGCACUACUUCAUCGCGACGGCAGCCGUAUACGUUCCCUGCUUCAUCUUCCCCUUGCUACGGACCUGUUUUGAGUAUGGAUUUCGACAAAAGGCCCAGAUCUCUGUGGAAGAAAAUGGAUUUACUCGCAUCACCAUUCCAGUGAACUUCAGUUGGCAUCCUGGACAGCACUGCUUCCUCCGCUUUACAAGCUUCGGUCUCUUACAAGCUCUCUCGGCCCAUCCUUUCACCAUAUGCUCUUUGCCAUCAAGACAGCCAGGCGUAAAGUCUGAGCUCGUCUUCUAUAUUCGUCAUCAAGGCGGGUUCACAGCCCAGAUUUACGAAUAUGCCAUGAAGAACCCCAAUGCCACAGUACCUGUGCUCAUUGAUGGUCCGUAUGGAGGCAUCAAUAUGCAGUCAUAUUACGAAAGUGACCAUCUCCUUGUCAUUGCAGGAGGCUCGGGCGUUGGUUGGACUUUGCCGUUCAUUGAGCAAUUUAUCGCAUGCCGCUCUACACCAACUGACGAAGAAUGUGGCCGAGCUGAAGAAGUUGACAGCGAAAAAGUAGCAAGUGAUGACGAACUCCGCCAUGCUUAUAAGCUGUCUAUGCCCAGCUCUCUGCGACUGAUACUUGCGACCAGAGACAUUAGCAGCCGAACUUGGUAUGUUCAAGCAGUCAACAAGCUCCUGGCAGAGCACUCAGUGACAAAUCCACUACACAACAUUCACAUUCAGGUGCAUCUGACCGGCGACGCUAUAAAAGACAAUAAUUCUACAAAACAGGUCCAGGAGCAUCCGGCAGUUUUGGAAGGUCAGUCCUCGUUGCCACAAAGAAUCAGUGGUGAGGGGAAUCAAGCAGAAAUCUCCACACUAGCUGAAGAGUGCGAAGGCCGACCACAGCUACCUGUGAUUAUCCAAGAAGCAGCAAGGGCAGUGGAAGCAAGUGAAUCGCUUGGGGUCUAUGUCUGUGGGCCAACUACCAUGCAAAAUGAUGUUCGUAACGCGGUUGCAGACGUGAACUUGAACAUCUUCAAAGGUUCGAAGUCGGCAGGAGCUUAUUUACACUGCGAGCACUUCUCUUGGGCAUAA
Molecule: messenger RNA, 1902 nt
Organism: Penicillium pulvis
Lineage: Eukaryota; Fungi; Ascomycota; Eurotiomycetes; Eurotiales; Aspergillaceae
Product: ferric reductase family protein
Exons: 6
Coding region: 1-1902 (633 amino acids)
Biological process (GO): iron ion transport; intracellular iron ion homeostasis; copper ion import
Cellular component (GO): plasma membrane
Molecular function (GO): ferric-chelate reductase activity
Source: RefSeq, a predicted model, not a curated record